Molecule: messenger RNA, 526 nt
Organism: Sceloporus undulatus (fence lizard)
Lineage: Eukaryota; Metazoa; Chordata; Lepidosauria; Squamata; Phrynosomatidae
Product: protein ripply2-like
Exons: 4
Coding region: 56-436 (126 amino acids)
Biological process (GO): embryonic pattern specification; negative regulation of transcription by RNA polymerase II
Cellular component (GO): nucleus
Source: RefSeq, a predicted model, not a curated record
CGCAGGAGCUUCCUUCCCUGGGCAUCUUGCAGUGGCACCAGGGGCUGCAGAGGGCAUGGAGAGGACCCUCCUGUGCCUCCACAGCUCCCCUCCUCCUGGAUCCCGAUCUUCCAAAGAAGAGCAGCCAGGAUCUGCGAGAUUCUGGAGACCUUGGAUCCCCAGCCAAAAAGAGGCAGAGAAGGAGAGGACGCAAAAGCCUCAGACGUUGUGUGAUUCCUUUGAGACCACAGAAGACUCAGCAAAACUGACACAGUAUACGCACCCUGUCAGAUUAUUCUGGCCCAAAUCAAGGUGCUUCGACUACCUCUAUCAUGAAGCGGAAGCACUUCUGAGGAACUUUCCUGUUCAAGCCACAAUUUCCUUUUACGAAGAGUCGGAGAGCGAGGAGGAAACUGAUGAGCUGGAGCAUGAUUCUGGAGCAGAAGUGGAUUAUUGAUUGUACAAGGACUAAUGUUACUGUUUAUAUCCAUUGAUUUAAUAUCAAUUGCAGCUUGCUAUAAUAUGUUUAAGCUAAUUUAUAUGUAAG